Messenger RNA from Kwoniella shivajii, 249 nucleotides. RefSeq lists its product as uncharacterized. The transcript has 2 exons. Bases 1 to 249 code for a protein of 82 amino acids. NCBI's taxonomy places the organism in Eukaryota, Fungi, Basidiomycota, Tremellomycetes, Tremellales, Cryptococcaceae. The record is from RefSeq and is a predicted model, not a curated record.
AUGGAUUUGGACGACGGCGAACAAUCUGACCGGAGUAGAAUACCUCGCAUUGAAACGUCUUAUAAUACUCGUACCAUGUCAAAGUCAAAACAAUCUGGAGACAUCGGCAUAACUCAAGAAGAUAUCUUAUCGAAAAUCAGUAAAUCGCAUAAUAACGGAAGUGGACCAAGUAAAAUUGGUUUCAUAGAAGGCGAACAAGAACAAGGAGUCGUAGGUGAUAUGUUGAGAAGGAUAUAUGACUUCGAAUGA